AAAACUAUUGUCCUUAAAAUAUGAAAACUCACGAGGUUAGAUGCAAGAAAAUCUUGAUCAAAUCCAUCAAAAAACGUAUAUUUGCGAGUAAAAGAUAAAAUCAGUUGAACUCAAAAUUGACUACAAACAAACACAUUCCACACUUAAAUAUAAUUCAGCAAAAACUGUCUUUUUCAUAGAUGAAGUAAAUAUUUUGAUAUAUUUACGCAAUUAUUAUACCAAAAAAAUAACAAAAUCUGAAAAUAGAUGCGAAUUUCUCUUGGUUUAAUUUUCCCAUGGAUGCUACUCAAGAGUUGGCGCAACAAACUACAGGUAAAAAAGGAAUUAACACAAGACCAAGAGAAGACAAUGACCAUGAUAGUAAUUCCAUAGCCAACCACACCACCGCCGCCGCCACUUCCGCCACCGCCGCCGUCGCCACCACUUCUGCCACCGCCGCCGCCGCCACCACUUGCGCCAUCACCACCGCCACCGCCGCCGCCACCACCACCACCACCACCAAGAAAUUCCACUUGCCAAAUCUCAAACACUACCAAAAGUGGCUCCGAAUCACCAUCUACAUCCUCUCCCUCCUCAUCGGCCAAACAACCGCCACACUCUUAGGAAGACUCUACUUCGACAAAGGUGGUGACAGCAAAUGGAUGGCCACCUUUGUCCAAUCAGCUGGCUUUCCCAUCCUCCUCCCUCUCACACUCUUCUUCUCCUCCACAUCAACCACCACACUCCGGCGGCCGCCGUCGCUCCUUACCCUCACCGCCAUGUACAUUGCCUUCGGGUUGAUGUUAACCGGUGACAACUUGAUGUACUCUUAUGGACUACUCUAUUUACCCGUCUCAACGUACUCCUUGUUAUGUGCCUCUCAACUAGCCUUCAAUGCGGUCACUUCUUACUUCAUCAACGCGCAGAAAUUCACUGCACUUGUGGUUAACUCGAUUGUGAUACUAACCAUUUCGGUUAGCCUCUUAGCCAUCAAUGCCAAUAACGAAGGUGACACUACUACGAGCAAUAGUGAUGUUUCGAGGGAGAAAUAUAAGUACGCCGUUGGGUUUCUGUGUACCCUUGGUGCAUCCGCGACUUACUCAUUGUGGUUGUCAUUGACACAAUUCUCUUUCGAAAAGGUGAUAAAAGACGAGUCAUUUAACACCAUCGUAUGUAUGCAGCUUUACCCUUCGUUCGUGGCAACUUGUGGGUGUGUAGUAGGGCUCUUUGGUAGUGGAGAAUGGAGAACUUUAAAGGGGGAGAUGAGGGAUUACAAGAUGGGUGGGGUGUCCUAUGUGGUAACAUUAACUUUCACAGCUAUAAGUUGGCAAGUUUGUUCAUUAGGGUUAUUAGGGCUAAUUUUCGAGGUUUCUUCCCUAUUCUCUAACGUGAUUAGCACGUUAGGUUUGCCGUUGAUUCCGAUUUGCGCGGUCGUGUUCUUCCAUGAUACGAUGAAUGGUGUUAAGGUGAUAUCUUUGGUGCUUGCUAUGUGGGGAUUUCUUUCUUAUAUCUAUCAGCAUUACUUGGACACUAUUGAAGCUAAUGAUAAGGGAAGAAAACAAAAUGGGAACCACGAAAUUCGUGGUGGUAGCACAGAAAUGUGUUGAUUAGUAGAGAAAUUAAAAAUGUUAAGUAUGAAAUUUCUAUGAAUUUUCAUCAUCUUGCAUGACAAAUAAGUAGUAUUGUUGUAGAAGCAUGCAAUGUAUGCAUUUUCUCCAAGGCUAUUUCAAGUUUCUUUAGAA
Messenger RNA from Spinacia oleracea (spinach), 1721 nucleotides. RefSeq names its product probable purine permease 11. Gene Ontology annotation, cellular component: membrane. NCBI's taxonomy places the organism in Eukaryota, Viridiplantae, Streptophyta, Magnoliopsida, Caryophyllales, Amaranthaceae. The transcript has 3 exons. The record is from RefSeq and is a predicted model, not a curated record. Gene Ontology annotation, molecular function: purine nucleoside transmembrane transporter activity. Bases 276 to 1586 code for a protein of 436 amino acids.